GCAGAAUCCUAGCGCCCAUGUCGAUUUUACCCGAGGCCUUUUUAGUCUUUUGUGACGUGACGCGUACGCCCCCCUAAAUCUGCCACAGCACGGAUGACCGUUUGGCACUCUACCUUCGGGUGCUUGCUUGCGGUAAGGCCAAGCAGCGGACCAACGACAUCCAUCUGAUGAAAAGUCAGGCGUAAAUGACACUCUACAACCUGGGAAUUUCAGAAGUUCUGGCGCUCGUGAAGACGGAAGAGAAGAGAGCUGUAGAUGAACCAGGAACGAGCCGGUAGGGAGUUGGAGGGCACCGCCGCCCUCGGGAGCAGCUCCCACGAUGGAGAUCGAGGCAGCAGAAGCCAGCGGCGAACUCACAGCUCCAGCGGAUUUCUCGUCGAUUCGUCGUUCCUACCCCGAUCGCGAAGUCUCAGAUCUAGUUAUCAUCGCCCUCGUCACUCUGACUCCGACUACGGAAAUAAUAAACGUGGAGCUCCCGAAGUCAACACUCCCCCCAAGAAGCGGUCCCGGUUCCCCUGGAGUCGCCAGAAAGAGUCACCGAAGGAAGCCCAUCCAGGGAGCCCAAAGAUUACAGCGGGGAGGGAAAGCCCUGGACCCUCACGUUUGCGACACGAUACCACCGUCAUCCAACCACAAAACGAGAGUGUAGGAAAUCAGGCUACGGUGGGCUUGGAUAGAGAUUCCCUACAGAUCGUGAAUCUGGCCUUGAAUCUCAGCGAAUCGAGAAGGAGAGGCAAUAUUGGCUACAGUGCAUCAACCCGGACCUCAGGAGGCAAUUGGGCAACAUCAGGGGAUAGCCAUGCACCGCUGGCGGCGAGUAGCCUUGCAAGCCCUGGCCAGGCGAUGGGCGAUGGCCGUUCCAGAUCUUUAAGAUCCCCAGAUGUCAAUCUAUCGGCAAACGAUGUUUUGAAUCUCCUUCCCGAUUCCGCCGCAUCUGAUUCCUUGCCGCAUGGAGUUUCAGCAAGCACGCUAGCACGAGCUGCAAAAGCGCGACGCCAUUUUGAGCUUUUUCAUGAGUAUCUACGUCUUCUUCCUUCUCUUCCGCCGCUCGCGCCACCUGACAGGCUGCAUUCGACUGCUGAUCCUCCGUGGAUUUCAAACUACGGAUCCCUCAGUCACCGUGCCUAUAACCCGCUCCAAGCUAUUCGCAAUCGCAAAGUUCGGUUUCGUGAGCGUUGCCCGAUCGACCCCGAAGCAGAUGGGUGGACCGACGUGGAAAAGGUUCAUAACUGGGUCAAUUCGGUUGAAGCUAAGCACAGUAGACAGACACGAAGUCCUCUCGAAUGCCUUCAGCUUCCGCCCUUUCAGUCGGGGCAACAUGAUGCUUUAUCGAGUGAAAGGCCAGAUGAUGCUGAUUCAUCCGCUAUCUCCCCACCGUCCAGUCUGCAGCGCGUUAGUCGGACAAACAGUGUCAAGACUCCCCGGCCCAGAUCUGACUGGGUAAUAACUCCCGACGAAUUUCUCGCGGAUGCCGCAUGGGUGGAGGAAGCAGAAAACAAAAGCAAAAUAGUGGAUAGCGAUGGGAACAUUUUGUAUCCAGAUUUUGCAUCGCUCAUUGCUGAUGACGCACGUGAAGAGCAGACAAAGACCAAGGGCUUGAAUAAACAAAGCUCCUCCCAUGCCUCUCUAUCCGACCACCGCCAAAGCACAUCCAUCGACUUGAAUGAAAUUGGCCGAGGCCGACCUCCGCACAGAUUCAGGAACCCCGAGCGAAUUGGGCACAGCAGCAGUGCCUCAGCGAAGGAUGUGGUCUCUAAACGGCACAAACUCAGAAUGCGAUCGCGAAGCUCUUCAAGCUCCUCAAGCACAGAUGACGGGCCGUCUCGCAAUUCCCUCGUGGCUGGUCCAGCAUCUACACGAAGAUACAUUUCACCUUCACGAACGCAAGCUGCCGCUUGGACUAAGUUCGAUGAGAAAAGAGGCUCCAUGUCCUCCGUGCCGAGUGCCGAUGAUCGUUACGACCCACUCUCCUUGGCGAUGAAGGAAAACAGGAUUUCCAACACAGCUAUGGACAUUAGCUACUUCCCUAGCAUUGCAUCUAAUCUAUCAGCCACUUCGAGUCGAUCACCGUCUCCUCCAAAGCGAGGAUUCACACGAGCGAUUGGAUCUCGGAGAGCUCAGAGUCGGGGUAGCACGUAUCGAAAGGAUGGCGGGGAUGACAGCUCUCCCGAAUCUGACGCGAUGCGCAAGGAUGCUGUGGCAGGAUAUACGGAGCCUGCGUCUCAACCCGACAAUGAACCCCCUCCUACCUCAAGCCAAGUUCCGACGACCUCCCAAGAGGGCCCAGCGAGAACUAGUCUUCAUGAAAGAAAAGAUUCGGCGCCGCAUGAAUCUAAAUUGCGCGGUAUUUUCAAAGGACCUGGGAAAAUUGCUGGAAAGGUUGGCAACGAGGUCUCCAAAAUGGGGGACUUCAUCUUAAAGAAGGAUACCUUGGCACAUUCCCGCAAGUCGUCCUUUGCCACUUCUGAUGGAAGCGAACCGGAGGAAGAAGAAACAAAGAGCGACAAACGAGCGAUCCCCCGAGCGAUUUUACGGCGAUUUCCCACCUUUUCUGAUGAUGCUGGUCGGUCCUCGCCCAGGAACUCAGAUAAAUCACUUGCGAAAAAUAAUGCGCUUCUUUCCCAUAUGCAAGAUGAUGAGCGCAGAGUAGGGGGUAAUAUUGCAGGCUCUCACGGCCAUCUAUCCGGGUUGCAACUAGAGGAAGUUGGGGAGUUACCUGGCAAGGAUGGCAGGCGACCCUUCAGUCUGCAUCAAGGCAACCUGACUGAUGUGGCCCGCCAUCAGAAACCUCUUGAGUUUGGACCAGAGCUAUACACAGUCCGAGAACAGAUCAAGAAGGGCCGGAUUAAGGACCUUUCAAUGCCAUUCAGUCUUGCUCGUCCUCCUAUAACUGGGUUGGCGCAGGCGCAACCCACACAGACAUCCGCAUCUCAUGAGAAACGGCCUCCUCUGCCUACUCAGUCAAGCAGCUGGAGUAUAUCCGACCGCAGUCUGUCAAUUUCGGUAGAGUCUGGGGUUCCCGGGAAGCAAGAGAUUGAGCGUACUCGCGCUCUUCUGCUUUCGUCAGGGAUCAAAGCCCGGGAGAUCACCCGCCGGGCAGAGACAGUGCGCAGUCCACCGGCCGAAUUUCUCCGACGCUCCUUUGGCACAGACGCAUCAAUACCGUCCGUUCCUCGACUUUACGAAUAUGAUCUGGCUAGCCAGAACCUGCUUAAGAGAAUUGAAGCCUCGCACAACCUCUUUCAGAGUUCGGUGGACCGGUUUCCGCAAACGACUUUCUCGCCGCUCAAAUCACAGCUGUCGAUGCUUGAGGAGUUGGUCAACGAAAGGCUCAACCCUCGCGUUCACGCUGCAGCGCAGGAAGCCGAGAAUCUUAGUGUGCAGCUCAAUACCACGAGCACGCUGGCCGUGAAGCAGCUGAGUGAAACACUGGACCGUGGUAUUCGAAAGCGCCAUCGUCGACUCCGGUGGCUACGACGCACGGGAUUUGUGAUGCUCGAGUGGGCAUUGGUUGGCCUGUUGUGGUGGGUCUGGUUGAUCGUGGUGGCAUUUAAAUUGCUGCGCAAGCUUCUUUAUGGGAUGGCCUCUGGAGUGCGGUGGGUGCUGUGGCUGUGAGAGUCCGGAGUUCGAAGGUCAUCCUGAGGAUCUUGGACAAAGAAUGUUUGUUUUUUUGGGUCUCUUUAAUGAAUAUUCAUUCAUCCACCCCUUUUAUCUAAUAUAAGAUCAGCAUCUAUAUUCUUUUUAAUGUCAAUCAAUGAUAAUGAAUGCCUUUUCUGCCA
Messenger RNA from Aspergillus ochraceoroseus IBT 24754, 3779 nucleotides. RefSeq lists its product as uncharacterized. The transcript has a single exon. The record is from RefSeq and is a predicted model, not a curated record. Bases 256 to 3615 code for a protein of 1119 amino acids. Lineage: Eukaryota; Fungi; Ascomycota; Eurotiomycetes; Eurotiales; Aspergillaceae.